AUGAAAAAUACUCCGGGAGAACUACACGGAACACAUUUCGUGGCGGGGAACACGUGUCGAUUUACAGCGCCUCCCUUUAUUUUGUUUUUUCAUUUUUUUUUCGUUUUCAGCCGGAAAACCUUGAAAUCCCUGGUUUCUGGGGGAUUUUCGCUGAAAUUAUUGCUGAAAAUUGAAUUUACAACAAAUUUCUAUAAGUUACAUAUGAAAUUUGCAGGAAAAUUGAUGGUUUCUGGGAUGAAAAUGAUAUUUUCGGGAUUUUCAACAUUUUGGCUGGAAAAUUGAGCCUGGUGAGUUUUUUGCGGGUGGGAUUUUGAAAAAUUCAAAAAAAUUUUAUAUGAAAAAAAAAGUGAAUUCAAUUAUUCCCUACUCUCUCUCUUCUGAUACUUGGUAGAAUAUUUAGAUUCCGAAGAUCUUGAGUUCGAGUUCCUGCAACUUGCACAGAAAUCAUCGCUAUUAUCGAAAAUCUCAUCGGUACCAUGCGCUCCACCGAAAUAAACACGCAACGCAGACCGCGCCGCGCCACAACACACACAAAUAAGGGAACGAUUCAAAUUCCCUCCCUUUUUUGUGUGUGUUGUGGUGCGACGCGGUCUGCGUUGCGUGUUUAUUUCGGUGGAGCGCGUGGUACCGAUGAGAUUUUCGAUAAUACCAAUACCAAAAAUACAAGGAUUAGAAUUGAGAAUCUCAUAUUUUUCUUGGGGAAUCUUGAGGAUUCUAGUCACUUUUAUACUAACUUAACUUAACUUAGCCUAACUUGUAAAUACUUUGCAAGAUUAACAAUAAACAAAAAUGUUGGUAAAUAAAUAGACAAAUUUCAAGUUUAGGAAUCCUAAAAUUAAUUAAUUUUUUUUGUUUAAUUCUUGAAGAAGCCUGGAAUCUGAAAAUUCUAGAUCUAGUAGCUUCAGAUUUUCAGAUAAUUUCAGAUUCUGAAGCCUGAAGUCUUAAAAUUAGCACUCAAUUCUUCCUUUGUUUAUUUAUUUACCAACAUUUUGUCCCUCAAAAAUAUUUUGUUAAUCUUAGAAGGUAUUUCCGCAAAGUAGUUACUAUAAAAGUGUUAAGAAUUUUGCUCAGAACUCAAAAAUGACAAGAUUCUCUACACUAACUCUCAUAUUCUUGGCUCUGGUGGCCGUGAUUUCUGCGCAAUAUGGUUCAAGCAACAAUUUUGCGACUCAACAACAACAAAUUCAAAUUCGUAGACCUGGAAGAGGUUCCUAUGGCCGGAAAUAA
This is a messenger RNA of Caenorhabditis angaria, 1227 nucleotides long. The record is from the annotation of a GenBank genome assembly. NCBI's taxonomy places the organism in Eukaryota, Metazoa, Nematoda, Chromadorea, Rhabditida, Rhabditidae.